AUGUCCCACCUUCCGUGUUUUUGCUACAAAGGAUUUGGCGAAGAGAAGCGCCAGGAGCUUUGGUACAGCCAGGCUGUGCGUAUCGGAGACAAAAUUGAGUGCUCUGGUCAAGGCGGCUGGAACCCCGAAACAAGCGAAGUCCACAAAAGCUUGUCCGACGAGUUCGACCAGGCGUUCAAGAAUGUCGAUCUAGCCCUUCGCACCGCUGGCGGAAAAGGGUGGUGUCAGGUGUACAAAAUCCGUGUGUAUCUUACCAUCAUUGACGACGAAGCGGUUGAGGCGUUGGUUCGCAACUUGAGGACGUGGAUGCCGGAUCAUCAGCCUAUUAUGACGGCGAUUGGGGUGAAUAAGUUGGGCUUGGAAGGGAUGAGGAUCGAGGUGGAGGCUGUUGCUCAUGAUCCCGAGGGGGCUGCGAAGCAUGCUGCGGAGGAGGCAGCUGGUUCGCAUUAG
Messenger RNA from Podospora anserina S mat+, 450 nucleotides. RefSeq lists its product as uncharacterized. The transcript is spliced from 2 exons. The record is from RefSeq and is a predicted model, not a curated record. NCBI's taxonomy places the organism in Eukaryota, Fungi, Ascomycota, Sordariomycetes, Sordariales, Podosporaceae. Bases 1 to 450 code for a protein of 149 amino acids.